This is a messenger RNA of Pestalotiopsis fici W106-1, 669 nucleotides long. RefSeq lists its product as uncharacterized. Lineage: Eukaryota; Fungi; Ascomycota; Sordariomycetes; Amphisphaeriales; Sporocadaceae. The transcript has 4 exons. Bases 1 to 669 code for a protein of 222 amino acids. The record is from RefSeq and is a predicted model, not a curated record.
AUGAAAGUUCUCGUUCUCGGAAUGCCCCGCACGGGGACACAAUCAAUAGCAGAGGCGCUGAUCCAGCUCGGCAUAUCGCCCAUAUACCACAUGCGCGAGGUGGGACAGAAUAACCACCAGGCGGCGUGGGCAGAGGCCAUGGAUGCCAAGUUUGAGGGCAAAGGCAAACCGUACGGCCGAGAGGAGUUUGACAAGAUACUCGGUGAUUUUGAGGGCCUGGCGGAUUACCCCGCCGUCAUCUUCCCGGCAGAGCUGAUUGAAGCCUACCCGGAAGCGAAAAUCAUCCUCACCCUCCGCAGCGACGAGGACAAGUGGUUCGACAGCAUGAUGGCGACGCUGAUCCACGGGCACACCCACGCGCCAAAGCCGAACCCGAGCCCCAUGGCUCCCGUGUCGAGUAGAUACCAUCGAUUCUGUUGGAACGAUGACUUUCCCACCCAUGGUCGAGAAGCAUAUCGCAAACAAAACGCCGUGGUGCGGGAAGCGGCCAGGGGAAGAGAAUUCCUCGAGUACGAGACCGGCAGCGGCUGGGCGCCGUUGUGCGAGUUCUUGGGCCUGCCAAUCCCAGAUGUACCGUACCCGCGGAGCGAUGAUUGGGCUGUGUAUAAAAAAGAGGUCCAGGCGCAGGAGGAGUUGAAGAAGAAACAGGAUCAUGAGGCGAAAGAAUAG